AUGAAUGAGCCAAUCAUUUUUAAUGAUGGUCUUGAUGAAAAAAUUAAAAUUUUGAGUGAAAAACAUGAUCAAACCAUUGAAAAUAGCAAAAAAGAUUUAUAAACUCUAAAAGCUGUUUUAGAUGAGCAAGCUAUAGGUCUUGAUCUGCAAAUUAAAGACUUUGAUACCAAAGUUGAUGGUCUUGAUAAAAAAGUUGAUGGGCUUGAUAAGCAAGUUAAAGGACUUGAUGUUAAAGUCAUUAGAAUUCAAGAUGACAUGGAAUUUAUCAAGAGCUCUUUGACCUAAUUACUUAAAAAAUAUAAUCAGUGA
This is a messenger RNA of Stylonychia lemnae, 309 nucleotides long. The record is from the annotation of a GenBank genome assembly. NCBI's taxonomy places the organism in Eukaryota, Ciliophora, Spirotrichea, Sporadotrichida, Oxytrichidae.